AUGUGGAACGGUGAUGGAACAGUGGAGUUUAAUGGCUUCCGAGUUCUCUAUUCAGAGGUAGAGUAUGUAAGGAGAAUCUUUGAAAGACAUCCAGAAACCGCAAUGAAUCUUCGUCCAAAGAACCAGUUGGUAAAGAAUGCCUACAUGAACACUCUCCUCGAUCUCAUCGACAUUGUUUGCUUAGCUCCUCAGGAGCUCACGGAGGAAGAGCUAAGAGAUGCUGAGAACACGCUUAUGGAUUUGGUAGGGGUAGGUUUCGAGUUGGAUUGGUUGAAGAGAAAACUUGAAGAGCUUUGCGUGAAGAAGACGAAAAUGGAAGCACGCGGUGCCCGCAUGAGGGAACUUGAUAGAAUGAUUGUGGAACAGAGACAAGUGUUGCUUGCGCUUGAAGUUGAAAGGAAGAAUGAAGAGAACGAGGCUGUUUCCGACAGUGCUCGUCUUGGUUUCGAGGAUGUUGUUUGAACCAAACUCAC
Messenger RNA from Brassica oleracea var. oleracea, 473 nucleotides. Its product is annotated as MATH domain and coiled-coil domain-containing protein At2g42465-like. The transcript has 2 exons. The record is from RefSeq and is a predicted model, not a curated record. NCBI's taxonomy places the organism in Eukaryota, Viridiplantae, Streptophyta, Magnoliopsida, Brassicales, Brassicaceae. Bases 1 to 462 code for a protein of 153 amino acids.